ACUCUCGACGCCGAACAUUCACCCAGUUUGUUUGGGUAAUCCUGUCUGUUGGUUGCUGAAAUUCAGAGAUCAAAUUCCUCUGCAAUCAAUAAUAAUGUUUUUGUGUCUGCUACUGUUUUAUAUAUAUAUUAAACAUAUCGAAACGUUGGGAACUCUAUAUCUAUCUAAGAUAGAUAGAUAUAAAACAACGUGGAAUCUUAUUUAAUCGUUUUUCCCCCCCGUCGGACAGUUUACACAGACGCACUCAAGUCCGCUCGAAUCGGCGAAUCUGCGAAGCUGUAAUUAUCACGACAGAAGAAAGGCAAGAUCUGGACCGUACCACUGGUAUAAACUGUGGCAAAGAGAGUAUAAAUGAAAGCUGAGCAAAAACUGUGCCGCUCUGGGAUAAUGCAUUUCUUUCGGAACCGGCUGGUAGUCCUGGGUCUAGUGCUGCUGGCGACCGUGCUGCUGUACCUGCUGCUGCCCGCCAUCCGCCAGGGCAGUAUGGAACCCUUCUUGAAUGUCCAGAGGAUGGGGCUGACAGGAGGCUCUCCCACAGCUCCGACCGCCAGAUUCCCUAAGCCAGUCAACAUCACAAUCCGCACGGGCCAGCUGGCCGGAGACCCGCCUCUCUUCUUCAGGGAAACGAUCAGCGUCGAUGCAGCGGGGAAGAAGAUGCAGCCCAGGCUGCAGGUGGUUCUGCUGCACGGUCAGGCCUUCACCUCAAAGACCUGGGAGGACCUGGGCACCCUGACUUUACUGGCUAGUCACGGCUACCAAGCACUGGCCCUGGACUUGCCCGAUUCAGAAACAAUGAAGACGGAUCAGAACCGGACUAACCUCCUGCUGCGGUUCCUGGACUCCCUGGGGGUGCAGGCGCCGGUCCUGAUCAGCCCCUCGAUAAGCGGGCGUUUCUCUCUCCCCCUCCUGAUGCUCCACAGCUCCCGUCUCAGAGGCUUCGUCGCUGUCGCCCCCGUGGGCACCAAGCUGUACAGCGAGCAGCAGUACCGCAGCAUACAGACCCCGACUCUGAUAGUCUUUGGUGCCCUGGAUGGCAGUCUGGGGACCCAGUCAUUGAAGAACCUGAGCCAGCUCCCUCACCACACUGUAGUGCGAAUCGAUGGAGCCAAGCACGCGUGCUACAUGGACAAGCCAAGGGAGUUCCACCAGGCACUGCUCAUCUUCCUCAGCAAGCUGAACAGAGAGACUCGUUCACAGCACGGAAGAAAAAAAGAAAUCCUUUCGGAAGAAAAAAAAUAAAAUGCUUGAGUGCUUGAGUUUUAAUUAAGUCGCAUGAAAAAACAGCUGAUUGUGGCAAUGAAAGUAGGGAUUCACUAAGGCCAUCAGGCAUGUUCCUUGUUAUAUCUCCCCAUUGUGCUGUUUAGGGGUCAAGUAGGUAGCCCCUAAAAAACACGGGCGCUACUCUAUAACCAAAGUUACCUGUAAAAACAACCAUUAACAAGCAGGAAAAAAAAUCCAAUUUCUUCAAAAGUUGCUACACAACAAGUGGAGGCCAUUUGGCCCAAUAUUGGCUCAUCUAGUUAAAAGGAUGCUAAAAUAGUAUUGUCAAUUUUUAAAAAAACAGAUUAAAACUAAAACCUGGUGCUAUAAUUAGGCGUUAAAAUUAGACGCAUGUUUCUUUGUGUUUUGUAAAUAUACAAGGCUCUUCAAUAAAUGGGAAGGAUGUGAAAUGCUACUGGUUGGUGGGAACCAACCCUAUGAUUCUGAUGCUGCUAUAAUUAUAGCUGCUUUUAAAAAAUCAUAGUUUUUGUUAUUUAAAAGCUGCUAGAAGUGUAGCAGUGCCAGAGGUUAAAUUAGAUGUGAUCUGCUGGAUCACAAUUAUGAAUGAAUUCCAUAACACCAAGGACAGACAGUCACUGGGACAAGCAGUUUAUAAUUACUAACUAGGUAUAUAUAUAUAUAUAAAAUUAGGUAUUGACAACUGUUCAUUUAAGGGCUUCUACCCGCACCUGAGGUUUUAUUUUUUAUGUGCAAGUUGUUUUUUCUUUUUGGCUAGUUUCAUUUGUGAGCGCACUUUGCAAAAUUUUAAUCUGGAGGGUUGGAGUGGUCAGUUCCGACUCCCACCUUACAGCACAAGAACAGAACCACUUUCCAAAUGAGCAAGUCCCAGGAUGACUUCAAUUCCUUGUGUUAAAAUUACACAUGUCCUGUGGGAUUUGUAGUUCUUUCAUGGUUCUUGGAGUUGAACUACAAACCUAUCUUGUGGAACUUCAAUUCCCAGCACCCUUUAAAACAUGUUACUGGUUAAAUAAAUAGCUGGAAAAAAGUUUAUUUGUGUAUUUAUUUAAUGAAAUAAAUGUUAUUUAAACUAACAA
Molecule: messenger RNA, 2315 nt
Organism: Acipenser ruthenus (sterlet)
Lineage: Eukaryota; Metazoa; Chordata; Actinopteri; Acipenseriformes; Acipenseridae
Product: protein ABHD14A-like
Exons: 6
Coding region: 352-1239 (295 amino acids)
Cellular component (GO): cytoplasm
Source: RefSeq, a predicted model, not a curated record